UGAAAUUCUGCCACGUUCGCCAACAAAACAUCACUGGAAACAGAACUCUUGAAACGCGUGGUGUUUUAUUUAGCCUGGUACAUAUACGUGCGAUUUCUAAAAGAACAGUGAUUUGGUAAAGGCCUCUGGAAAACAAAAUGGUAUCUGUCAUCAAUUCAAUUGACACAGCGCAUGAAGACAUGAUUCAUGAUGCUCAGAUGGAUUACUAUGGUGUCAAAUUAGCAACAUGUUCCUCAGACCGUACAAUCAAAAUAUUUGAUGUGAAGAAUGGUCAACACACAACUGUCGCUACAUUAAAAGGACAUGAAGGUCCUGUCUGGCAACUAGCUUCACAUCCAAUGUAUGGCAACUUGUUGGCAUCAUGUGGCUAUGACAGAAAGGUCAUAAUCUGGAAAGAAACAAAUGGAUCAUGGGGAAAACUUCAUGAGUAUGCACAGCAUGACUCUUCUGUGAAUUCGGUUUGUUUUGCACCACAUGAGUAUGGACUAAUUCUGGCAGCAGGAAGUUCAGAUGGGUCAAUAUCGAUCCUUACCAGCACAGGUGAUUCAUGGGAUGAGCAGAAAAUUAACAACGCACAUUCACUGGGAUGUAAUGCUGUCAGUUGGGCACCGGCUAUCUCUCCUAACACACUCCUAGAAUCAUCUGGCCAAAGACCUCUUCCUGCUAAAAGAUUUGUAUCUGGAGGAUGUGACAGCCUUGUGAAAAUUUGGAGAUUUGAUGAAGAUAACGGACAGUGGGUGGAAGCGCAAAAACUUGAAGGACACAGCGACUGGGUGCGGGAUGUUGCCUGGGCGCCCUCUAUAGGUCUUCCAAAGAGCAUCAUAGCCAGCUGUUCACAAGACUGUAGGGUUAUUAUCUGGACAAAUGAUGGCAACAGCAAUUCAUGGACAUCUAAAGUGUUACACAAAUUUAAUGACGUAAUCUGGCAUGUGAGCUGGUCUAUAACUGGAAACAUACUCGCAGUUUCAGGUGGAGAUAAUAAGGUGAGCUUGUGGAAGGAAUCACUGGAAGGCCAGUGGGUGUGCAUCAGUGAUGUGAAUAAGGGCCAAGGCAAAGUUACUGACAGCCGAAAUAUAACCUCCUCCUGAGCAUCACAAAUCCUGGACUCUGAAAAAAAAAAAAACUUUACUAAGGAAAAACUUCCUGCUCAUCUGAAUAUAUGUAAAUACACUGUUCAUCAACAAUCCACCUAAAGUGAUCAUCACAUGGUAUAUAUUCAUGAGAAAUGACGUCAGUUUUUAUUGGAUUAUAGGAUAUAGUGAAGUCAGAGUGUAUUGCAGUGUUGUGGAUUUUAGUCCUCUAUCCAUCAUUUUUGCAAUGACUGAUUGAUCAAUUUUGUGCCAACAUCAGGAGUUUUUUGAACAUCAGGAAAACUCAUUUUCAGUGAACUGGAACGUUGAUGUCCUAAUCAUUUUGAAAACAUCUACUGUGAGCUUUGGUUCCAUUUUCCAUCCAGACAAUUAUACCUAUAUCAAUACAUUUGCCUGAGUGUGUCAUGCUGGGAUUGACUAUGGGAUUGACUCCCAUAUUCGUUGUAAAAGUCCUAGUUUGCAUUGUGAAGUAAUACUUAGUGGCAAAUGACUUCAGCAAUACCUGAAAAAGAGACGAGCAUAUAACUAGUAAGAUUAUUCUUCCUUUAAAAUUCUAAAUGAUGUACCUGUUAAUAUUGAAAGUCAGUUUAAUCCCCAUCUCUCCAUCAAAACGAUGUGAAAAAUAAAAACAUUACAUAUGUAAUGCAAAGUAAUAAUUAAUAUUUUAGCAAACGUGAAAGGAUGUGCCACUCUUCCAGAGGGUGCAGAAUUUAUAGCUUUGAGGAAGUUAAAUCUCUAUUUUUAAGUCAUUGCUGGUCGAUCUAAAGAAAUGUCAUUAAAAAUUACAGGUACUUGUUUCAAGUGUAGGACUUGGCAAUGUCUUCUUUGUAACCAUGUUCAUCACGUGUGGUCUGCAAGAACAUUUUCAGGCUUCAUGUAGUUUUGGGUGGGGUUGGUGUGAGGAACAGGACUUGUUCAGUGUCUGAAUAUCUGUAAAAAUGUAAUAUAUCAUGUGUAGUUCUCAUCUGAAUUAAAGUACAAUAAAGAUAACUUAAUGUA
This is a messenger RNA of Liolophura sinensis, 2090 nucleotides long. RefSeq names its product protein SEC13 homolog. Gene Ontology annotation, molecular function: protein binding; structural molecule activity. The record is from RefSeq and is a predicted model, not a curated record. Gene Ontology annotation, biological process: protein import into nucleus; COPII-coated vesicle budding; positive regulation of TOR signaling. NCBI's taxonomy places the organism in Eukaryota, Metazoa, Mollusca, Polyplacophora, Chitonida, Chitonidae. Gene Ontology annotation, cellular component: COPII vesicle coat; nuclear pore outer ring.